Molecule: messenger RNA, 4173 nt
Organism: Sorghum bicolor (sorghum)
Lineage: Eukaryota; Viridiplantae; Streptophyta; Magnoliopsida; Poales; Poaceae
Product: probable BOI-related E3 ubiquitin-protein ligase 2
Exons: 6
Coding region: 3185-4075 (296 amino acids)
Molecular function (GO): ubiquitin-protein transferase activity
Source: RefSeq, a predicted model, not a curated record
AUCCCGUGCCCACCCCACUCACGGCUCUCCCUCUCCCCCAACCCCGACGCCUUCUCUCCCACAUGCGACUCCUCCUCUCCCCUCCCUGCCCCAUCGCAGUGGCUGCCGGACCCCGCUCACACCCCAACGUGCCAGGCGCAACUCUCCCUCUCCCAGACGCCGACUCUCCAUCUCCCUGAGGCCACACCCCAUCUCCCCGACGCCCUCCCUCCCCCACACCAUCAUGAUGCCAGGGCUGCACGCCGCCAACAACGCACGCCGGCAGUGUCGCGCACAGGCCAGAGACGCACGCCACCAGGGCUGCUCGCCGGAUCUCCAACGACACCGCCCCUCAGGCCAUGGAUGCAAUGGCGUGGGCCUAAAAGGCAGCCAUAGGAGGGCUUGAGAUGCGGAGGCAUGGGCUCAAGAUGCGGCGGCCGACGCGGGUUUGGGAUGUGGCGGCUGCAGCUUCCACGAGGACGGCCACUAGGUCGCCAAGGCUGCCGGACACCAGGCUCACAGGUGUCAUUACGUACAAGAUGAUUUUUGGCUUCGGCUGAUUUGCUAAACCCAGUUCUACGGGAAGCUGAAAGGUGGUGGUUUUGAUAUGCUCAUAGAGAUGCUAAGGUAUAUAUGACCCUGAUGGAAUGUUUUGGCUAGAUUGUGGGCAUGCAGGACCUAAAAUGAUUAACAAGAUAUCAAAAGGCUUUGCUUUUUUUAUCUUUCACACAGAAGCAAGAUGCACAAAGGCUUGUCUCAGUUAGAGUGCCUUGAUGGCUUGUCUCAGUCCUUCCUGUGAUCCAUGUGUUGCAGCCUGUCGUACUUGGGCCUUUUUUUGUCGGGUUCAUGAUUUAGGGUCUCUUCUCUUUCUCAGUUUAUUUGUUUAUUUUUUGGUAGUUGAUAUCAUGCUUCAUAAUUAUUGAUUAUCCAAGUUCCAAGCUUGCAGGGAACUAGCAAAAAACAUACGGGCAAGUUAUCUGUAAGUAAUUAGCCGUUUUUCUUUCAGUCAAACUGAAGAAAUUUGAAACCUUCUUAUAGUUGUUUUGUUUCUUGAAAUAAUUGACGCUAGGUAUGUCUUUCCGUUUAUUUAUAAUAUAAUUUGCUAUUGGCAAGUUAUCAAGCCUGUAAUACUGAUGCCUCAUAAGUCCAUAAUGUGUGGAAUAACAAGAGCAACUCAUGAAACCUAUAAUAAUUAACUAAAACCACAUAUUUUGUUAUGGUAUUUUUUAGGAGCAUUAUGACUAUGUCAAGCCUAUAAUGUUGAUUGGUUCAGGGGGAAAGGUUAUCCAUUGGUAUGUUUAUCAUGGUUUUUUUUGGCAGCAACCGGCAAGAACUCAUCAGCUUUUGGUUCAGCUGAUAUUGAAUAAGCUAGAAAGCAAUAUUGAGAAGUUUGCUUUUGUAUAUGGUUAUCUAGGAUUACCAAGUUUACAUUGAUUUUGUAUUCUACCUGUUUGCUUCAUCUCUAUCCACUAACCCCCUAUUUCCAUACAAAUGUCGAUUCUAUAACUUUUCAAUUAGUUUGCAAGUGUGCUGAUAUAGCAGAACAACUAACUGAGAUGCCAUUUGCAGAGUCUAUAAUUUUUCCAUAUCUCUAUGCCACAACAUACUGAUAUAGCAGAGUCUGCUGGAGGUCUAGCUGUAGAUGCCAUUUGCAAGUGUGACAUGUAAGUGUUAUUCUUGCAGGCAUUAAGCAGAGCAGUUGCUAGGCUAGCCUGACUAAGGCAUGGUUUAGAGGACUGAAACUUCAGUUUAUCAAAUUGGACAGGCAUGGUUCAGGGAAGUUAUAGAAGAAGAGUCCUCGAUGACCUCUUCCCUUGAGCAAGUGCUUCAAUGCAAUUCUGAAGGGGAGUUCCUUGAGCUUGUGACUAUGGCCUUGGAUUUUUGCCACUGAACUGUAUGACAUGAUGCAUAGCUGGUACUUUCAUGGUUGUUUCCAUGCAUGGUUCACAAACUGAAAACUCACAAAUUAUUACCUUUAUAGGAAUAUUGAAAUAUGAAUUGGCAAGAAGGAAACAAGGGUAGCAAAAGAAGGUCGCCAAGAGCUUUGUUCUCUGUUUGGAGUUCAAUAUCACUAACUGAAAAUAUUUGAAAGCGUUGUUAUUAAUUCAUAGCUACCUUGUGAGGUUAUGAUGAGUGAAUGCUUAUCUCCCUUUUUGCAAACUGAAAGCUAUUACUUAGUGGUGCAUGCUGUUGUAGUUCUACACAUUCUGAAUUGUAAACAUGGAUGUUUUGUAACUUGUUGAUUUAGUUAUCAUGAUGUCGUAAAACUUCCUUAAAAAUGUCUCAUUUUGUGAAUCAGUUCUUGGCCUCUUAGUUACUUGAGCAUGCCUCAAAGUCGAUAUGUUAAAUUUAUUAUGUGACAAAAUAUUUGGUUAUACAAUAUAUGAGACGUGAAUCUUAAUAAAUUCGAUUGUUCCUUUGUUAUUUACAAAUUGUAUCUUAGUGGUGAUAUGAAUAUUUUGGUUGCUUAAUUUGCAUUUCCCCAAAUUUUAUGAAUAUUUUAUGUUAGAUGGUUAAUACGAGAAAUAACUUUACUAUGUAUUUUUAUGUAAAAGUGUUUCGCAGAUUAUAUACAUGCUCAAAUAUAAUUGUAUAAAAGUUAAACUAUGGAAUAAAAUUAUUGGUUCUUUUCAUAUGCAUCCCUAGAUAAAACCGUAGCAUUAGCACGGACAUUAUACUAGUGGUGUUAAGUGUGGUACAUAGACAUUGGAUUGUGUAUCCUAACAAAUGACAAGAUGAACGCAACGCAACAACACAAAGACAACAUGCCAUUUACUCAUGUUUCCAUUUAUCGAAGUCAUAGUAUCUGCGAAACAUAUAAGAUCAAGUUAUAGCUUGCAAAUGGUUCAUGGUGGAACCCCUACUUAGAUAAAACUAUUGAUGAAGCCAGGGAUUCGAUAGUAUAUGACACGCAAAUGAAUGAAUUGUAAAGAAAACAUGUUAAAUCGUACUAAAUAUUGAACAGCAUAAGGUUACUGCACAAUUGCAUUCGCCACUUUUCUAAUUAUGUAUGCAUACGGUUUAGGCGGUGGAAUUUUAACACUACCAACGCCCAUGCUCGUUGGUUCCCAAACCCUAACCGUGGCACUGCUCUGUAUAUAGCCGUCGCGCCUGCAACCAUUGGUACAAGUACCCUAUAUUCAUUAUCAUCACUUGCCCGCACUUCAAAGCUCAAUCCCUUCCUUGCGUGGCCCUUGCGUUUGCCAUGGCCAUGCAAGCGCGGCACCACUCCCACGACUACUUCCUAUCGAGGGCCGGCUCCCUGUUCUUGGACGAGUACGCCGGGUGCGUGCCCCUGCCAACGUCGCCGGCGGUGGGGAUCCGGGACAUGCCGCUGCUCAGCGACUUUGCAGGCAGCGAGCUUAGCUUUGGCUACAGUUUCCUGCCGAGGAAGCGGGCGCGCAUGGAGGAUCACCGCGUUGUUCUGCCCCCGGCGGUGAUGCAGGGGCUGGUGCAAGUGCAAGUGCAACUGCCGAUGACAUCCAGUAACGUGAUGGGUUCCGGCGCCGUGACGUCCACAAGUGGGAGGGAGAUCGACGCGCUGCUAAGAGUGGAGGUACGUACGAGCGAGAGGAUGCGCGCGGCGCUGGAGGCGGCGUGGCGGAGGCACGCGCGGGCGCUGGCGUCCGCCGUGGGUCGAACAGCGGCGGGACGGAUGCGCGCGGCGGAGUCGGAGCUGGACGGCGCGCUGCGGCGCAACGGGGAGCUGGAGGAGACGGCGCGGCAGAUGGUCGCGGAGUGCCAGGCGUGGAUGGGCGUCGCGAGGAGCCACGAGGCCGUCGCCGCCGGCCUCCGCGCCUCACUCGACCAGCUCCUCCUCCAGUCGCCCCCCUGCGCGGUGGCGACUGGCGGCGCUUGCGAGGGUCAUGGGGAGACCGAGGACGCGCGGUCGUGCUGCUUCGAGCCAGGCUGCUCCGGCGGCCGCGGACCACAGGGGGCGGUGGAGGAGUGCAGGUCGUGCGGCGGCGGCGAGGCGUGCGUGCUGCUGCUCCCGUGCCGCCACCUGUGCCUGUGCCGCGCGUGCGAGGCCGCCGUCGACGCCUGCCUCGUCUGCGCCGCAGCCAAGAACGCAUCGCUCCUUGUCCUGGUCUCUUGAUCCGAAAAAAUUUCGGAUUUCGCUACUGUAGCACUUUCGUUUGCUUGUGGUAAAUAUUGUCCAAUCAUAAACUAACUAAAGUCAAAAGAUUCGUCUCA